AUGUAUUUCCAGGCGAACCCACCGGAAUAUGACUUCACCAAGAUUCAAAACUCAGUUUACCUCUACUGGGGCGAUAGUGACUGGCUUGCUGAUCCUCAAGAUAUAUCCGAGUAUUUACUACCAAGAAUACUCCACACUGUCGUGGACUACAAUCAUCUUGAUUUUAUCUGGGGACUUCGGGCCGCAGCUGACAUCUACUACCCAAUAGUCAACUUGAUCAAGCAGGACCUUUCAUAG
Strongylus vulgaris is the source of this 237-nucleotide messenger RNA. Lineage: Eukaryota; Metazoa; Nematoda; Chromadorea; Rhabditida; Strongylidae. The record is from the annotation of a GenBank genome assembly.